CAGGGGAAAAAUGGCCAAAAAAAGAAAGCAGCAAAAUUCAGAUAAAAAAAAAGUAUUUUUUUUAGAGAGAGAGAGGGAGGGGUUUAAGGAGAAAGGGUUUAACAAUAGCCGACCAUGGGAAACCUUCUUUCCACACCUCCACCAAACCCUAGCGACAGAGCCACCACAACCAUGGAUUCUUCACCAAACCAAUUACCCCAAAACCAACAAAACCCCGAAUCAUUGAAAACCCUAGAAGACGCACAAAACCCAGUCGUACAACAAGAAGAAGAAGCCGCCUCAGAUCCCCCUCCAAUAGACGACUCGUCAAAAUCAACAGAAAAAGACCAAGAUAGUAGUACUGUCAACGAAGAGGAAGGGGGAGGGGAAGAAGAAGAAGAAGGUGAAUGUGGGUUUUGCCUGUUCAUGAAGGGCGGCGGGUGCAGGGACAGCUUCACCUCUUGGGAGAAGUGCAUCGAGGAGGCUGAGAAGGACGGCGAGGACAUCAUCGACAAGUGCGCCGACAUCACCGGAGCUCUCAAGAAGUGUAUGGAGGCCCAUUCGGACUACUACGCCCCGAUCCUCAGGGCUGAGAAGGCCGCCGAGGAGGAGGCUAUUAGGGAAUUGGAGAAAGAGAAGGAUAAAGAAUCUGCUUCAGGGUCGGAGGAGGCUGUUAGGGAAUUGGAGAAAGAGAAGGAUAAAGAAUCUGCUUCAGGGUCGGAGGAGGCGAAAAUUGAAGCUUCUUAAUUGGGGGGAUUUUGGUUGAUUUGGGUUAGUCAAUGAUAUGGGAGCUUUUUGUUUGGAAGGUGCUACAAAAUUGAAGGAUUCUUUUCUUUGAGGUAAUUAAAAGGAAACUACUAACUAGUGAUAAUUUGGAAUAAGAGUAUGGAAUAUAUGAUCAAUACUUGAAUUGCCUGCCCUGUUCACAUUGGUGAAAAAUUGUCUGUGAUGACAACUUGUUUUGUAUCAAACAUGGGUACUAACUGUUGAAAGAAUGGGCUGAUUUUGUUGGA
Molecule: messenger RNA, 992 nt
Organism: Rhododendron vialii
Lineage: Eukaryota; Viridiplantae; Streptophyta; Magnoliopsida; Ericales; Ericaceae
Exons: 1
Coding region: 115-726 (203 amino acids)
Source: RefSeq, a predicted model, not a curated record